AUGACCUUGAUCUUAGAUACUAAAGGAGAGAAAAGGAUUAUGCAUUACAGCAGCAAUCAGAAGGUACUGUUAGUGGGCGAGGGCAACUUCUCUUUUGCUGCUUGUUUAGCCAAAGAGUUUGGCUCAGCGAAGAACAUGGUUGCCACUUCUCUUGACUCCAAAGAGUCAGUAAUGAUCAGAUACUCAAAUGCAGCACCAAGCAACUUGAAGGAAUUAGAGGACAUGGGAUGUGUAAUCUUGCAUGAGGUGGAUGUCCACACCAUGAGACAGCACCCUCUUCUAGUUAAUCAACUGUUUGAUCGCGUAGUCUUUAACUUUCCUCAUGCUGGCUUCAUUUUCAUGGAAAAUCAGAUGAGCCAGAUCAAGUUGCAUCAGGAUUUGGUGAGGGGAUUCUUCACCAGUGCAUGUGAAAUGCUGAAAGAAAGUGGAAAAGUUCAUGUGACUCACAAGACAUCACAUCCAUUCAGUAAGUGGGAGAUAGUGAAAUUAGCAGAAGAGACUGGGUUAUAUCUGGUUGAGGAAGCAUCGUUUACAAGAGGGGAUUAUCCUGGUUAUUUAAACAAGAGAGGGAGUGGGAAGAAAUGCAACCGUACAUUUCCUGUUGGACAAUGUAGCACCUACAAAUUUGCCAAGCUGCCGCUUCUUGAAUUUUCAUUCACAACAUUAUAUGAUCAUGUAAAUAGUAAAUGA
Messenger RNA from Rosa rugosa (rugosa rose), 690 nucleotides. RefSeq lists its product as uncharacterized. The coding region runs from base 1 to 690 and encodes 229 amino acids. Gene Ontology annotation, biological process: rRNA base methylation. The transcript has 4 exons. NCBI's taxonomy places the organism in Eukaryota, Viridiplantae, Streptophyta, Magnoliopsida, Rosales, Rosaceae. Gene Ontology annotation, molecular function: rRNA (uridine-N3-)-methyltransferase activity. Gene Ontology annotation, cellular component: cytoplasm. The record is from RefSeq and is a predicted model, not a curated record.